Catharus ustulatus (Swainson's thrush) is the source of this 1838-nucleotide messenger RNA. RefSeq names its product retinol dehydrogenase 16-like. Lineage: Eukaryota; Metazoa; Chordata; Aves; Passeriformes; Turdidae. The coding region runs from base 733 to 1689 and encodes 318 amino acids. The record is from RefSeq and is a predicted model, not a curated record. The transcript is spliced from 4 exons.
CGGGUCCGGGAGAGUCGCGGGGCGCUGAGAUGCGGGGAUGUCUCGGGAUCCGAGGGUGUCCUGAGGCAGGUGGGAGCCGGGGCGCUGAGGUUAGGAGGGAUUUCGGGGUCCUGCAAUGUCCCGGGGAGGAUGGGUCCGGGAGCGCCAACGUCCCGGGAUGUACCGGGGGUGCCCCGGGAUCCGGAGAGGUCCAGGGGCGUGGGGGUCCGGAGAUGGCCCGGGGUCCAAGGGAAUCCCAGGAGAGGCUGUCCGGGAUUGUCCCGGGGUCCGGUAGAACGGGGGAUGCUGAGGUCCGGGUGGGUCCCAGGCAUCGAGAUUGCCCCAGGAUCUGGGAAGGUCCCGUUAUCCGGAGUGCUCCUGGGGCAGGGGAGUGCGGGGAUGCUGCGGGGUCCGGGCGCUUCCCAGGAGGGCAGCGCAGCCGUGUGGGAACCUCUGGGCUCCUCCGCGCUCCCAUUAACUGUUCCCCGCAAGAGCGGCGGGAGCGAAGCCCCGGGACACAUCCCGGGCACUGGCGACAGCCCGGCGGGCUCCAGGCGGCAGCAGCGGGACGAGCCCGUCAGAGGACGGGGCGGGGCCGAUCCCGCAUCCCGGUAGUACCGGGAGGCCCAGCGGCAUCACCGCGAACGUUGCCCCGAAGUCCACUAAUUAAUUAUUAACGGCGGGUAAGGACAAUAUCGGGACAAGUCGCUCCAGGGUCCAGUGCUGAUCCCGGUGCCGGUGUCGCUGCCGAGGAUGUGGCUGUACGCGGUGGCUUUGCUGCUGGGGCUGUUCCUGCUGCGGCGCUGGCACCGGGAGCGGCAGACGGUGUCGGGGCUCUCGGAGAAGCACGUGCUGAUCACAGGAUGUGACAGUGGCUUCGGGAGCCUGCUGGCUCGGCAGCUGGACUCGCGGGGGAUCCGGGUGCUGGCCGCCUGCCUGACCGAAGCCGGGGCCGCGCAGCUGCGGGCGGCCACCUCCAACCGGCUCCAGACCGUCCUGCUGGAUGUCACCUCCAGCAAGAGCAUCGCCGAUGUCACCGCCUGGGUCCGGGAGCGUGUGGGUGAUCGAGGUCUCUGGGGACUGGUGAACAACGCAGGGAUCGCCAUCCCCACCGGCCCGAACGAGUGGCUGACCAAGGAGGACUUUGUCAAGGUGCUGAAUGUCAACCUGGUCGGGCUGGUGGAGGUGACGCUGAGCCUCCUGCCGCUGCUGCGGCGGGCGCGGGGCCGUGUGGUCAAUGUGGCCAGCGUGAUGGGACGCGUGUCCUUCUUUGGUGGUGGGUACUGCCCCUCCAAGUACGGUGUGGAAGCCUUCUCUGACAGCCUCAGGCUUGAGAUGCGCGGCUUCGGAGUGAAGGUCUGUGUGAUCGAGCCGGGCUACUUCAAAACAAUGAUCACCAACGUUGACAACCUGGAGAAGAAUUUUUAUACCAGCUGGCAGAAGCUUCCAGAGGAAAUCAAAACGACUUAUGGGGAGGGUUACUUGAAGCAGUUUGUGGCAAUGCUCAAGCUGCUGCAGAGGACCUACAACUCCGACCUGUCGCUGGUCACCAACUGCAUGGAGCAUGCACUGACCAGCCUCCACCCCCGCAGCCGCUACUCUGCCGGCUGGGACGCCAAGCUGCUCUACCUCCCCCUCAGCUACCUGCCCUCAGCCCUCAGCGACGCCCUGUUCACCUUGUUCUACCCCAAAUCUGUUGGGAAAGCCUAAAGUGGGGAUGCAGUGGGCAGCCAGGACCAGAGUGGGAUCCAGAAUCAACAGCACAUGGAGGUCCCUGAAUUUGUAACUGCAUACACGUCUGACCCUCUGUCCCCUCCUUACCCAUGGGUUUGUCCUGAAUAAAGAUCCCCUGUCCCCUC